Molecule: messenger RNA, 3198 nt
Organism: Carassius auratus (goldfish)
Lineage: Eukaryota; Metazoa; Chordata; Actinopteri; Cypriniformes; Cyprinidae
Product: E3 ubiquitin-protein ligase pellino homolog 1
Exons: 7
Coding region: 575-1852 (425 amino acids)
Biological process (GO): protein K48-linked ubiquitination; regulation of Toll signaling pathway
Molecular function (GO): protein binding; ubiquitin protein ligase activity
Source: RefSeq, a predicted model, not a curated record
GCAGGUUUUUUCUCCGCUCAUCUGGUCUCUAGCCACUACAACACAAAACACCAUCGUCUGUUUACAAUCUCUCUAGAAGCAGCCGGGGGACAGCAUCAUUUUACAGGCAUUGUUUUUCUUUCAAUCCUCUAUUCUUCUCCCGAGCCAGAAACGGAUUGAGACCACGUCAAAUUGAACGGCAGAGAGAUUAUUUUUGUUUGAAUUUUGAGGAGAACUCUCAACACCUGCCUUUGUUAGCAAGUUAGCCUCGUGUCCUUAAAGGCUCCUCGUCCUUAAUUCUCUCUCUCUCUGUGUUAUAUUCUGGUUUGUUUUAUUUUCUGUAAUCAUUUACACAGUCAUACAGUAGUUGUAGGUAAACCCGUGCUAACGGAGAAGCUCUUUGUUCGUGCCUCGGGGAAAAAAAAACACGCACCAGCACCUCCGUUUCUUUCUCUGUUUUUUACUGUUGCAGUGAUGUUGAGGAUGAUGAUGAUGGUGAUGAAGAGGAGACAGAGCUGAGAGCUGAGUGUGUGUGGUUGUGUUGCGUUCACAUUGGGAGCGAGAAGAACCCCCCUCCCCCACACACACUGCAUCCAUGUUCUCCCCCGACCAGGAAAACAUCUCCACGUCGUCAACCAAAGUGCCAGUCAAAUAUGGAGAACUCAUCGUGCUCGGGUAUAAUGGCUCUCUACCCAACGGGGACCGGGGUAGAAGGAAGAGCAGAUUUGCCCUCUUCAAAAGACCCAAAUCCAAUGGAGUCAAACCCAGCACUGUACACGUAGCCUGCACCCCACAGGCUGCCAAGGCCAUAAGUAACAAGGAUCAGCACAGUAUUUCCUACACGUUGUCCCGUGUACAGACAGUGGUGGUGGAGUACACUCAAGACAGCAAUACAGACAUGUUUCAGAUUGGCCGCUCAACUGAAAGUCCAAUAGAUUUUGUGGUGACCGACACGGUUCCCGGGAGUCAGAGUAAUUCUGACACUCAGUCAGUCCAGAGCACCAUAUCUCGCUUCGCAUGCCGGAUCAUAUGUCAGCGAACGCCCCCUUACACCGCCCGCAUCUACGCCGCCGGAUUCGACUCCUCCAAGAACAUCUUCCUCGGGGAGAAAGCAGCAAAGUGGAAGACAUCUGAUGGACAGAUGGAUGGUCUGACUACAAACGGUGUGUUGGUAAUGCAUCCUCGCCAUGGUUUCACAGAGGACUCCAAACCUGGUGUGUGGAGAGAGAUUUCAGUGUGUGGAAACGUGUUCACCCUGAGAGAGACACGGUCGGCUCAGCAGAGGGGGAAAAUGGUGGAGAAUGAGACUCAAGAGUUAGUGGACGGCUCUCUGAUUGAUCUCUGUGGAGCAACUCUUUUGUGGCGUACUGCUGAAGGGCUUUCCCGCACUCCCACUGUCAAACACCUGGAGGCGCUCCGGCAAGAGCUGAAUGCUGCUCGUCCCCAGUGCCCCGUGGGUUUCAACACCCUCGCCUUCCCCAGCAUGAGGCGGAAGGACAUAGUGGAUGAGAAGCAGCCCUGGGUCUACCUAAACUGUGGUCAUGUUCACGGAUACCACAACUGGGGUAACCGUGAUGUUGAGCGAGACGGAAGGGAGGGCCGUGAGCGGGAAUGUCCCAUGUGCCGCGCUCGUGGGCCGUACGUGCCGCUGUGGCUGGGCUGUGAGGCAGGGUUUUAUCUUGAUGCGGCCCCUCCUACUCACGCGUUCAGCCCAUGCGGCCACGUGUGCUCAGAAAAAACAGUGGUGUAUUGGAGUCAAAUCCCUCUUCCUCACGGAACGCACACCUUCCACGCUGCCUGCCCUUUCUGCGCCCAACAGCUCAGCGGUGAGCAGGGAUACAUCAGACUGAUCUUCCAGGGGCCCGUGGACUAAGUACACCUGCAUGUGUCCUUUUACCCCAGUAACCUAUUUGACAAACAUUAGCCAAGCAUUUCUUUCUGUUGUUCCUAUAAUUUGAUUUUAUAAAGAUGCCAUUUUCAGUGCUCUCAGACUGUUUUUUCCCCCUUGCUUCCUGGUUUGUAAGUUACCUUUUUACUGCUUUUUCGACUACAGAGAAAAACUAAAAUAUAUUUUUUCAAAUAAAAAGAUUAUAAAAGCUAAAAAAUUAAAAGGAAUAGACCUCUUCAGAACAGCAGAGCACAUGCACACCCACAUUGGAGCGUUCUGAUUGGGUGGCUCUGCUUGUCAUUUGAAGUGGUGGGCGUGGCCAUUACAGAUGCUGACAUGUACAGUGUUUAUUUGCUAGUAGUAACACUCAGCAUUAAAGAGGCAAUACACCAUCCAUGUAUGUUAAGAAUGAGCUUACAGACUAUCUGUAAGUCUACCUGUACUCAAUUUAUUCAAUAAUUCAGAGCAGCAACUACAUUUAGAUUCCAGAUAACUGUUUUCCAUGUCUAACUUAAAAACUUAAUGCUUUUUUUAUUUAUACACUAUCAAUGUUUAUCAAAGAUAAAAAAAAUGUAUAGGUGUGUUUUUGGGGAGUUAAGUUCUAUGUAGCUGUUUUUUGUUUUCUCUUUAUUGUGAGUCUUUUCCAUUAUAGGCUUCGCUAUAGCAUUCCGAUUUUUCCUCAUUUGUUCUCACGUAUGAUUGUGUGAGUGAAAUCUUCUUUGCAAUACUGAACCAAUGAGGUCAUGCUCAGAGAAAUGAACUCCAGGAAGCUCAAGAGGCCUAAAAAUCUUCACCUCCCUUUAAGCACAGGCCAAAACCUCAUGCCCUUUCAGUGACUUUGCAAAGCUGCAAAAGCGUGUGCGCUUAAGUGUCUUAAGAUCCCUGUUUUCUGUUUGAGCCUUUUCUGUGUAGAUGACUGCCCUUGUUUGGAUACUUUGAAGACACUGGGAAGUAUUUUCCAUCCGUAGUGCAAAAAGCAGCACUAACCUCUGGAAAAAUCCUUUACCUCCUUUAUAGGUCAGUUUUAGUCUCUCUUAAUUAGCAAAUUGAGGUGUUAUUGUUUUAUAUUUAACAGCUACUGACAGUUGAUUACAGUAGAAAGGGUCAUUUUCUCCUUAUGUUUAAAAUUGGAUAUUAAACAAUAUUUUCAAAAUAAAUGACACUCCCCCUGUGUACAAGAAACUAGAGAGUUAAUACUUAAAAUGGCCAUUCAAAGUUUGGGGUCAGUAAGAUUUCAUAUAAUAUAUUUAAUAUAUAGAGCGAGAGAGAGAGUGAGAUAAAAUGUAUUUAGUUAAUUGGUUUCAACAUUAACAAUAAGAAAUGUUUCUUGA